UUGAGCAGCACAGGCGUUAUCUUCUCACAGUCUGCAUCUGGAAGAAUCAGAUAAAUAUGAGUGCAGAAAAACAAACCACGUCUUCUAUUUUUACAUAUGCAACACAAUCACAGAGCAAGGAUGUGUGAGUCAGGGAUGCAAGAGCAGAAUGCCGGAAGCACUGUGUCUGCUCUGUGUACGGUGGACCAAUCAAACAACCCAUGCAACCCUUCUAAAAAAAUACUAAUUCAGGCAGACCUUGCAUUUCAUAUCUCGCCGCACAAUGAGCUUUUCGUCUGGCAGCUCUAGAGGGAAGGGGUCACACACAGACAGAUGAGCUGUCCUCUGUGCUGUCUCUUAUGGUAUUAGCUCGCCCCAGUUGUCUGCAUGAAUAACAACCGAGGACGUUAUAUUUGGUUUAAUUUCCUUAGGCAGAUUUGGUCCCUCCAUAAACAUGAAUACUCUUUCAUGAGACUGCAUACAUGAAUGACUUAUUCACCUGACAAGAAAGAUCAGACUAACCAAAAAUAAUGAUGUUGGGGUCUUUUUUUCCCCAUUACAUCCUUUUAGAUUUUAAUCACCCGAAGUUGUAUUUAUACACAUUGUAAAAGAUGCCAGACAGGGUAGUAUGACAAGACAACAUGAUGGGGGAAACAGUCAUGGGUGGAAUGAGUAGGGUCACCAAACACACAUCUUGCAUAUGUCAACAGCUGCAAUAAUAAAUAGGCUGAUGAUUUGUAGCUUAGCUUGACACCAGUAAAUGUUGUUAGCUUGUGUUAGUAGCCAUCUGUUUCUUAGCUGUGAGUCAGCGGCUGCGUACUCUCAUGAAGAUGAUUCAGCCGGAUGAAAGUGGAUUUACCAGUCAUGGCGGACAUCUCAAAUAAGGACAACAACACCUACAACCUGCUUUAAGAGUUUGCACCGUGGCGGCAUCCUGAGCGGAGACUCGGUCUUUGCCGCGGACCCCCUAAAUGCCUUUCAUUGAGAAAAGGCUUCGGACGUUCAGUGUUGUGAAUGUGUACAAGCAACAGAUUACCUGAUUAAGAUGGGUAAUAAACAAACGAUAUUUACUGACGAGCAACUUGAUGCCUACCAGGACUGUACGUUCUUUACCCGCAAAGAAAUUCUUCGAUUGCACAGCAGAUAUCAUGAAUUGGCUCCACAUCUCGUCCCCAUGGACUACACCAACGAUCCUGACUGUAAACUGCCUUUAGCCUUAAUAGUCAACAUGCCAGAAUUAAACGAAAAUCCUUUCCGCAACAGGAUCGUAGAGUCGUUCUCAGAGGACGGGAUGGGGAACCUCAGCUUCAAUGAAUUUGUGGACAUGUUCUCAGUCCUCAGUGAAAUGGCUCCUAGGGAACUAAAGGCCAUAUAUGCCUUCAAAAUAUACGAUUUCAAUGUGGAUAAUUACCUGUGCAAAGAGGACCUGGUAAAGACUUUGAAUAGGCUGACGAAGGAGGAGUUGACUCCUGAAGAGGUGGUGCUGGUGUGCGAGAAAGCCAUCGAGGAGGCGGAUUUAGACGGAGACAACAAACUCUCCUAUGCUGACUUUGAAAACAUGAUUACCAGGGCUCCAGACUUUUUAAGUACCUUCCAUAUACGAAUCUGAGAGGGCAACGUGGAAGGUCAAAGGUCGGCAGCGUUGUGAACCUCAGGAUUUUAGCUGCACCUGUCCUAGCCACAGCACAGUGCCUGUCUCCCACUCCAAUGGUCAAACAAAUGUUUGCAAUCAGUUAAUUAGCAGUAAAGGAUAUUAGUGGAUACAUUUGCAAGGACACAGAAUUUUUUUAUUGCAAAUGAAAAUGUAUUUUCCUUUUACCAGCUAUAAAAGGGCUUGGCAAGGACUGGUCUCUUGUUGGAAGAAACAGACUAUUCUUUCCACAUUUUAAAGUUAAAAUAUUAUAAAUUAAACAAGUCUGUAAUGAGCCAGACUCUGUAUUAAUGCAUAUUAAGCUCAGUCAAGAAUGCAUAAAAUGCUCAUCUACCUAUCUUGUACAUGAGAUACAGAAUAUAUAUAAAUUCUUCCUACAAUGACACACAACAUAUUUAGUGUUUAUAAGGUUAAGGGCAAAGCUUGAAGUGAAUAAAAGCACAGCAUUGGCAUUAAGGGCAUCCAGAUAUUUUAUAUGCAAUAUUUGUACAUGCAGUGUGUUGCUUUUAAUCAUUUGGGGUUGUGUUUUUGCUUGUGGAGCUGAUCACGACAAUCAUAUCUUACUGUUUUUCAGAUACAUGAAGGGCUCUGUCGUCUGAACAAAUGUUGGUAGCUUUUUCUGCUUCAGCCAUUAUCACAAGAUAACAAAUACAGCCAUCUUUUGGAUAUACAUGUUACAGUAUUUUAUGUGACUUCAGGUAUUUGUCUUACUUUUAAUAAAUGUUUUUUUUUCUGUCUUGA
Messenger RNA from Trematomus bernacchii (emerald rockcod), 2371 nucleotides. It is a transcript of the gene cib2, whose product is annotated as calcium and integrin binding family member 2. NCBI's taxonomy places the organism in Eukaryota, Metazoa, Chordata, Actinopteri, Perciformes, Nototheniidae. The record is from RefSeq and is a predicted model, not a curated record. The coding region runs from base 1025 to 1588 and encodes 187 amino acids. The transcript is spliced from 7 exons. Gene Ontology annotation, molecular function: calcium ion binding.